GUCAGUCUGUCAGUGAGAGUUUUCCACCGCGGUCACUUUAAGGAAGUUUGGAUCAGCAUUCUCUUCGUACCUGCGCUGUUUGUUUGUUUGUUUGUUUGUUGACGUCACAGCAGAAACAAACGUCAGGGAUGACGUCACUGUCCGACCUGGAGCACCUGGCAGAAAUAGAGCUGCAGGAGGAGGACGAGGAGGAGGACGAGGGUGAGACGUGUGUCGCAGACGCUCCGUCGUCGUCGUCGCCGCCGCCUCUGCAGUCUCUCGCGUCACACCCGUACUGUGACGUGGCUCGACACGGAAUCAUCCAGGUCUCCGGCGACGAUAACUACGGCAGGAAGUUGAUCACCUUCAGCAGCUGCUGUUUGCCUCCGUCGCACCAGCUCAACCACCGACGUCUGCUCGAGUACCUGAAGUACACGCUGGACCAGUACGUGGAGAUGGACUACAUCCUGGUUUACUUCCACCACGGCCUGAGGAGCAGCAACAAGCCGUCGCUCAAGUGGUUACGAGAGGCAUACGGCGAGUUUGACAGGAAGUACAAGAAAAACCUGAAGACUCUUUACGUCGUACAUCCGACGAACUUCAUCCGAAUCGUCUGGAACAUUUUCAAACCGUUGAUCAGCCAAAAGUUUGGAAAGAAGCUGAUGUAUGUGAACUUCCUGGACGAACUGCGAGAACAUGUGAACUACGAGCAGCUCAUCAUUCCCGCCGACGUGGUCAGACACGAUGAAAAGUUGCGAGAGGCUCAGAAGAGCGGAGCUCCGGCCCCAGCGAAGACCCCACCUCCCCGACCGCCGCUGCCCACGCAGCAGUUUGGCGUCAGUCUGCAGUACAUCAGAGAGAAGAACAGGGAGGCGAUAAUCCCACCCGUGAUGCGACAAACCGUCACGUACCUGAAGGAGAAAGGUCUGAGGACCGAGGGCCUCUUCAGGCGUUCGGCUCGAGUUCAGCUCAUCAAGGACGUCCAGAAACUCUAUAACCUUGGUAAACCUGUAAAUUUUGAUCAGUACAGAGACGUCCACGUCGCCGCGGUGAUCCUGAAGACCUUUCUCAGGGAACUGUCUGAACCUCUGCUCACCUUCAGAGUCUACAACCAGGUCCUGGACAUCCUCAACGUGGAGAGCAUCCUCCGCGUGACCAGGUGUAAACAGAUCGUCGAGUCUCUUCCUGAGCAUCAUUUCAUCGUGGUCAAAUAUCUGCUGUGUUUCCUGCACAUGGUGUCUCAGGAGAGCAUUGCGAACAAAAUGAGUCCGUCCAACCUGGCGUGUGUCUUUGGUGUGAACCUGGUGUGGCCUCGCUACGGCUCGAUCUCGCUCACCGCUCUCACGCCAAUCAACAUCUUCGCCGAACUCCUCAUCGAACAUUUCCACACCGUGUUCGGUUCACGCUGUCCACCUGGUCAGGUGAUGCCCUGAAUCUGGACGUCACCACCUCGCCGCGGCUCCACCCAAGUCUUGUUUGUUGAAAUAAUCCUUUACUUUUUUCUGUUUUGUUUGUCAUCGUUUUUGUGUGUUUUUUGUCUUUAAACAGAGAAUUUGUUAAAAUCGUAACUUUGGUCGCAUUUUUUUUUUGGCGGAUGUUUGUGUCGUCCAAACACUGGAAAACAACUCUGAGAAAAGCAUAGACAGAGAAAGUUGAAUUUACUAACGUUAACAACAGAAUAUGUGGAUCACACUCUACGCAGAUGACACACAACCGUUUAUGCAUCAGUUCAAAAUAUAUAUAAAUGUAAUAAAUAUUUAAAGUGUUUUUAAUCAUAUCAUUUUUGAGGACGUUUUCCGUCUUCAGUCAGCUGUUCAUACAUUAACAGCCACUUUAUUAGGUACAACAGUCUUCCAUUUUGUUUUAACAACACUCAGGGUCAAAACAAACUAAAAACUGUUAUUUUAUUGGUUGAUUUUGUGAGUGUAACGCUUAAACUACUACAGACAUUUGGAUUUUCUUGUUGUCCGUGACGUUUGCGUUCUUAAAUUCUGACUUUUUUUUUAUAUAAUAAACUGCUUCAUGAAAU
Molecule: messenger RNA, 2008 nt
Organism: Solea solea (common sole)
Lineage: Eukaryota; Metazoa; Chordata; Actinopteri; Pleuronectiformes; Soleidae
Product: rho GTPase-activating protein 8-like
Exons: 13
Coding region: 129-1412 (427 amino acids)
Biological process (GO): small GTPase-mediated signal transduction; negative regulation of endocytic recycling
Cellular component (GO): cytoplasm
Molecular function (GO): GTPase activator activity
Source: RefSeq, a predicted model, not a curated record